AUGUGCGUGCAUCUGGAGACGCACCCCUUCGCUGGGCACCCAUUCCGGGGACUAUUGGCAGCUGCUGAAGAAGGGGAUUUGGUGGAGGUAAAUCGACUGAUAGAGGCAGGAGCGAACGUAGAUGCAACUGAUGAAAUUCGCAAUACGCCUUUGAUUCUUGCUGCACACUUUGGUCACCUCCGUGUAGUCAGGGCCUUGGUUGAUGGCGGUGCUGAAAUUGACAAACAGGGUGCGGCUGGAUGGUCGCCUCUUUACACAGCUGUGUUUUUUGACCAGCCUGCGAUUGUUAUGCUUUUGGUUGAGGAAGGUGCUGAUCUGGAACUCCGAACAACAGAAGGGGCAACACCGCUGUACAAUGCGGUGUCCCAGCAAAACCUUGGCAUCGGUGAAUUUCUACUUGGCUCAGGUGCUGCUGUUGAUGCAGAGUUCCUGAGGACAGGCCACACGCCUCUCAUCAGGGCAUCGGAACUUGGAAAUGCAACAAUCGUCACCCAUUUGCUGUUGAGUGGUGCAAAUGUAACACGAGUAACCUUGAGGGGAGAAACGGCUCUGCACGGAGCUGCAGAGAGUGGAUCUGUGCAGGCCGUGCAAGUUCUGAUAGGGGCGGGGGCUGACAUCGACUCCACCAGUCUAGAUAAUGGCAUCACUCCUCUCAUGGUUGCUGCUAUGGAGAGCAAGCCAAGUGUAGUUGAUGAACUUAUUUCAGAAGAUGCAGAUGUUAAUAUCACAACAGAUCAAAAUCGCAAUGCCUUGCAUAUUGCCGCACUCACUCCCAACAACACAGCAGCUAUCGGACGACUGAUUGAAACAGCAGUGGAUAUUGAAGCAUUGAACUCGAAGGGGAGGACAGCCCUUGGGGAUGCUGCCUGGGUUGGCAACAAGGAAAACGUCGAAUUCCUUCUUUCGGAGGGCGCAAGUCCAAGAACAGGAAAUGUGACAGUCUGUGGAUGUGUGGAUGAUGAGGAAGACGUGGUGUGCCCCAUUUUCAACUGCCAAAACAGCAGCCAAGUGCAGGAGAUCAUGGACUUAUUGAGUGAAGCUGCAGUGGAGGUGCCUGGCCCUGAAGCAGACACAGGGAUUUUGGUGGCUACAAAUGAGUCAAGUUCAACAGAUGUCCUUGGGCCCAUGACAGCUCCAAGCGACGAGGUGCUGUCUAGCACCAAUGCCACCAGUCCAUCUGCUGCUCAGGCGAACGCCUCCAGUCCGGCAACUGCUCUGGUGCCUGGACCCUCUUCAGGCAUGGAGGUACCUGGCACUGCAAAUGCCUCUAGCAUAGCAGCAGCUCAGGCCCCAGGAGGGGAUUUGAGCAACGGGACGAUGGCUCCAAGCAUUUCGCUCGGUCCAGCAGCUGCUCCAGGUAUUGCCACCUCUCCAGACGCAGAGCAAUUGGAUGCCACAAAUGCAUCAAGUCCAUCACCUUCUCCUGGCCCUGACUCUCCGUCCAUCGCAAUGCCGCCAGCUGCCACUGAUUCCUUAAUUCCAGCUCCUGGCCCAGAGCAGCCUUUGGAGCCCGAUGUUGGAGUGCAGGGGCCCAUGAAUGCUUCGAAUCCAGCGGCUUCCCCUGGCAUGGCUGCCUCUCCAAGCGAUGGGCAAGCAGGAGGCCCAAAUGCACCAAGCCCUAUGCCCGCUCCUGGCCCUGCCACUUCGUCAGGAACAGUUGCCAUGAAUGCCCCUGGUCUUGCAACAAGUCCGGGCCCAGAUGUCUCCUUCGCUCCUGGGGUGAUGGGGCCCACUCCAAGCAUGGUGGCAUCAAGAGACAUCAACACCACAGUUGCAGUGCCUGUGCAGGGUCCUGGGCCCUCCCCAAAUGCAGAGGUGCCGAUCGCCAUGAACGCCUCAAGCCCAGCGCCUUCUCCAGACAUGGACGCCCCUGUAAGUGCAGAACCAAUUGAAGGCUCGAGUGCACCAAGUCUUGCCGCUGCUGCUGGACCUGGAACCCUUCCAGGAGCAGCUGUGCCUGCACCCAUGAAUGCCUCAAGGACCUCAACCAGUCCGGACCCAGGUACCUCUGUCAACAUGGAGGCUGCGGGGCCUGCCCCAAGCAUGCUGACAUCUGAAGUUGACAAUGCCACUGCUCCGGUGCCUGCACCUGCAACCCUUCCAGGAGCAGCUGUACCAGAGCCCAUGAAUGCCUCAAGGCCUGGAACCAGACCGGACCCAGGUACCUCCUUCAAUAUGGAGACAGCGGGGCCUGCUCCAAGCAUGCUGGCGCCUGAAGCCGACAAUGCCACUGCUCCAACGCCUGCGCAGAGUCUGGUAGCCUCUCCAAGUGCUGAGGUGCCAGCAGCUGCGGACGCCUCAGUUGCUAAUCUGGUGCCUGCCCCAGAGACUGACGUCUCUCCAAGUAUGGAGGCGCCAGAUGUCAGGGAUUUGACGAGUCCAAGUUCUGCGCCAGCACCAGGUGGCUCAAAUGACCUGGGGCCUCCUCCAACCCCCCUUGAGCGAAGCCCAAUGCCUGCUGGACCAACGUCUGGUCCAAGCAUUGAAUCGCCUAGCGAUGCCAACUCUUUGAGUCCGGCACCUGCACCUAGUCGAAGUGCUCUUGCCCCCGGCAGUGAAGCCCUGACUCCAAGUGCAGCAAAUGACACCGCAGCAGCUGGGACAGACUCCUCACCUGCACCAACUACCGAUCCAAACAAAGAGUGUAGGACUCUGCCAACACUAUUCGAGAUGCUUCAAUGCGUCUCAAACCAGACAACAACCUCAGGCUGA
This is a messenger RNA of Ostreobium quekettii, 2712 nucleotides long. NCBI's taxonomy places the organism in Eukaryota, Viridiplantae, Chlorophyta, Ulvophyceae, Bryopsidales, Ostreobiaceae. The record is from the annotation of a GenBank genome assembly.